Messenger RNA from Closterium sp. Naga37s-1, 1002 nucleotides. The record is from the annotation of a GenBank genome assembly. NCBI's taxonomy places the organism in Eukaryota, Viridiplantae, Streptophyta, Zygnematophyceae, Desmidiales, Closteriaceae.
AUGCGAGUCGUGGGACUAAGGUGCGUGUGCGGGGAGGGGUUGGGUGUGCGCGUUGAGGGGGUGGGCGUUCGCCGUGAGGGGUUGGGUGUGCAGGGAGAGGUGGGUGCGGGGAUAGAAGGCUCGGUAGGCGUGCUGCUGCCGGUCGGCUUCAUCGAGCUUAUGGGGUCGGAAGAGCAGGCGGAGGAGCAGAGCAGUCAGGGGGAAGGGCUGGGGAAGUGCAAGGGGCAGGGACGGAAGCAGAAGCGCGGGCAUGGGCAUGGUAGGCGCAUUGCGAGCGUUGAUUCUAGUGAGGGCAGCGGCAGUGGCGGCGGUGGCGGUGCUGGGAGUGUCGAGGCUGCAGCAGCGGCGGGGGUAGGGUUAGCGUUAGAAGGGGGAGGAGCAGAGAGGGAGAAAGGAGCAGAGGGUGGGGAGGCUGGCGGAACGGGUGGGGGAGUGGAUGGGGAGGGGCGGGUGGGGGAGAUGGGUGGAGGAGAACAGCGGCUACAGCAAGGGGAGGAGAGGAAACAGGAGGGGCAAGGGGAAUGGCAGACGCAGCAGCAAAAGCUGCAGCAGUCGCAGGGGAAGCAGGGAGAGGGAGGGAAUGGGGUUGGCGAUGGGGAUGAGCAAAGCCUGGGAGGAGGCUCGGAAGAAGGUUUGGAAGGAGGCUCAGAAGAAGAUUCGAAAGGAGGUUCGGUGGCAGGCUCGGUAGCAGAGGGGCGGCUGUUUGACCUGCUGGGCGCGGUGGUGCGGAACGAGAAAGAGGUGCAGCUGAUUGGGCAAUGCGGGCGACGCGUGCUCGUGUGGUGGUGGAGGGCUGAAGCACGGCAAGACAGCAAGUUCCCUGCAGAGUGGGUUGUAUCACCGCAACUGCCCAUUACUGUCCGUGCCAAGUCAACCCCCUGGCCUGACCCCCUGCCUCCUCCCCCUCCUAGCCCUCCCUCCCCCCCAUCCCCGCUGCCCCCGCCAAAAAACAAAAAGGGCGGUGGGAAGAAAAAGGGUGGAAAGCACAAGAAUAAUCAUUGA